This is a messenger RNA of Thalassophryne amazonica, 1698 nucleotides long. RefSeq lists its product as uncharacterized. The record is from RefSeq and is a predicted model, not a curated record. The transcript is spliced from 5 exons. Bases 110 to 796 code for a protein of 228 amino acids. NCBI's taxonomy places the organism in Eukaryota, Metazoa, Chordata, Actinopteri, Batrachoidiformes, Batrachoididae.
CUGGUUGACAUUUCAUACAGUCUUUUCACAGCUGCUGCAGUGAAUAACACAUCAGAUCAGACAGAGAACCAUCGACUUCAUCCCAUCAUCUGAUCACCAACUCCACAUCAUGAAGCUGCUUCUGACUCUGACCCUCCUCUGGACCAUCUACAGCAGCGCUGGAGCACUUCAGUGUUCCACGUGCUCUGGUUCAUGUACUAACCCAGUCCUUCUCAACUGUGCUAAUGGAGAGCAGAUGUGUGGAACGGCGUCUGUAUCAGCAAAUUUAACUUCACUAGCUGUUGGCACCCAACAGUUCUUCAGGGGAUGUGCUGGUUCCAACCUGUGUACGUCAGCAGGACCUCUAACAGCUUCACUUCAUGUUGGUGUUGCAUCUGUGCGCAUAUCAGCUGAGUGCUGUAACACAGAUAACUGCAACAACAAGACUCUGCCUGUCCCCAUCGCUCCUGCAAAUGUCGCAAACAGUCUGAAGUGUUUCACUUGUGAUCCAAUAACAUCUCAGUGCAACAUUACAAUACAGUGUGAAGGAGUGGAGGACCGCUGUUUCAAUACCAAAGUGUCGCUUCCAAGUUUUGGAGUCAACGGGACCAUCUCUGGCUGUGCCUCUUCAAACUUGUGCUCAAACUUUGCCAGUGCUGUGAUGCAAUUUGUGCCAAACAUUGGGAACAUCACCAGUGGACCCACCUGCUGCACGGGCAAUUUGUGUAAUUCUGCAACAACAACUUCCGGUCACUCCUGUUUCACACUGAGCCUGAUGCAUCUCCUGCUUGGAUUCUUAAUUUUUUCCUUUUUCUAGGAUUUUCCAUCUUUCAUGAAUCUGAAUCUUUUUCCAUCUGUCAUUUGUGUACGUUAUUUUGGGGUUUUAAACACAUACGUAUUUGUGUUGUAUUGAGCUUAAUUAAUCGAUCUUUACACAUUUGUGGCUAUUCUGUGAUUUCAAUUAUUGAAUCUGACUUGCUGAGAAUCCACAAAGCAUCAGGGCUCAUAUUCACAAAGCAUCCUAAGGCUCAAAGUAUUUCUUAGUGACGUCGUUCUCCUCCCUCUUCUUAACAGUUUUGCACCUUUGGAGCUCUGUUAAAGCAGAAGAUGCUUUGUGAAUAUCUUUUAUCUUCCAAGGGAAAAUUCUAAGAAAUGUCUGAGAAUUUGAGAAAUUCUAAGAUUUUUAUUUGAAUGACAUCACUAAGAGCUACUUCUACUCUUAGGAUGCUUUGUGAAAAUGGGCCCAGGUCUUUCAGAAGCUCACAGAAGAUGUCGAACCAAAUUCUCAUCAUCUCCACCUCAGACCUAAUGUGCUUCUGGAGAUGUGAUCUAGAAUUGCACAGAAAUAUCAUAUAUACUCAUGGGAGUGGAACUUUGUCACAUAAUCACGUAUCAGUCCUGACUGGAUCAUUUUAAGUACUUUAAAUGUGGAUAAAUGUCUUGGGGAUGACUGGGUAUUAAAUAAACAAAUGUUUGGGAUUUAAUGAGUGACAAUGUUAUCAAUUACUUGUUUUUUUCUUUUAUUAUCUAAUCUUGUCUUCUAUGUUUCAAUUGUAAUAAAAUGGAAAUUAGCUCAGUUAGUGUUUUAAUUUGCAUUUUAUUGGUUCUUUUCUUCAUUUUAUUGUAUUUUAAUUUGUCUUAUGUGUUUCAUCUACAGCACUUUGUGUCAGCUCUGUCUGCCUUAAGGUGCUUUAUUAAUAAAGUUGGUAUGUUAUGGUA